GUCAGGAAGCCGGAGAAAGAACGGCCUGGCGCGGAGGCCAGCAAUCGGAGCGUCCACAUCCCGCGGGAGGGCGAGCAGCGGGUGAGACCGGAGACCCGUCUCCAUGAAUGCCUCGGGUCCUGCCUUGGAAUACUCUGAUGGAUAAGGUCUAGAACUCUUAAGCUUAUUGGCAGAAUAGAAGCAAAUGAAACUGAGCGUUCAUCCACAGCUCUGAGCAAAGGAAGACAUGGGACUUUGAAGGUGAAAGGAGUACGGUGUCGGCCAUGGGUCAGCAAGACACAGCCGGACAAUGUGGACCAAUUUCUUCAAACUACGAGUCUUCUGCUGUCUGUUUGCAGUGCUGAUGGUGGUGGUGUUGGUCGUCAAUGUCACGCAGGUAGAGGAAGCAAGACUCGCCAGGCUCACAGGGUGGUGGGGAAGAACCAAAGCCCAUGUUUUCCUGACUGGGAAAGCCAACAAGACGUGUGUUUUGCUUCCUGCUUCUCACUGCCAUGAGUACUUGGACCAUGAGACGCUGUCGGAGACAUUCAUCGACAGCAGCGGACAGUAUAUUUCCUCCCAGGCUACAGGCAUUACCCGGACUCCGUACUGUGGCUACGAGCACCAGACCCUGUCCAGUCGGGAACGCUCGGAGGAGGACGCCCUGCUCGCUGCCUCGAAGUGGCAGGUGCCUGAUGCGGGGCCUGUCCCGUUUGUGAAGAGCACCGACCCGUCGUCCAGCUACUUUGUCAUCUUGAAUUCUGCAGCCUCUUUCAGGGUGGGGAGCCAGCUGGAGGUGCUGGUUCACGUGCAGGAUUUUCAAGGGAGGCCCAAGAAGUACGGAGGAGACUACCUGCAGGCCAGGAUACACUCGCCUAAGCUGCAGGCGGGGGCCGUGGGCAGAGUGGUAGACUACCAGAAUGGAUUUUACAAAGUGUUUUUUACUUUGCUCUGGCCAGGCAGGGUUAGAGUGUCCAUAUCUCUGGUUCACCCCAGUGAAGGGAUCAGAGUUCUUCAGCACCUCCAGGAAGAGAAACCGGACAGGGUCUAUUUCAAGAGUCUCUUCCGCUCGGGGAGGAUUUCUGAAACCGUGAAGUGCAAUGUGUGUCUCCCUGGAAGUCUUCCCCUGUGCAAUUUUACAGAUCUCUACACCGGAGAGCCCUGGUUCUGCUUCAAGCCAAAGAAGCUCCCCUGCAGCAGCAGAAUCAACCAUUUCAAGGGCGGAUACUUGAAGGGCCUUCUCUCUGCCGCGGACAGUGCUUUCUUUCAGAGCGGUGUCAAUAUCAAAAUGCCAAUCAAUUCCAGUGGACCUGACUCGGUGACUGUGAUUUCAAGGAGAAUAAAAGAAACUGAUGACCUUGAAGUAACCCAAGGAUCAGGAACUUUUCCUUCUGGCUAUUUCUACAAAAACCAGUGGCGGCCCCGAAGGUUUAGGAUGCGCCGUUUCAAUGACCCUGACAACAUUACAGAAUGCUUGCAGAGAAAAAUGGUGUAUUUAUUUGGUGACUCAACAAUCAGGCAGUGGUUUGAAUAUCUCACUACAUUUGUUCCAGAUUUAGUGGAGUUUAAUUUGGGUAGUCCCAAGAACGUGGGCCCCUUCCUUGCAGUGGACCAGAAACACAACAUCUUGCUCAGAUAUCGCUGCCACGGUCCACCCAUCCGCUUCACGAGCGUCUUUAGCAACGAGCUCCAUUACGUGGCAAAUGAACUGAAUGGGAUCGUGGGCGGGAAGAACACAGUGGUGGCCAUAGCUGUAUGGUCUCACUUUAGCACGUUCCCCUUGGAGGUGUAUAUCCGGAGACUCAGGAACAUCCGACGAGCAGUGGUCCAACUCCUGGAUCGAAGCCCCAAGACUGUGGUUGUCAUCCGGACAGGCAAUGCCCAAGAGCUGGGGCCUGAGGUGAGCCUUUUCAACAGCGACUGGUACAACUUUCAACUGGACACUGUCCUUCGGAGGAUGUUUUCAGGAGUUGGUGUCUAUCUUGUUGAUGCCUGGGAGAUGACCUUGGCUCAUCACCUACCCCACAAGCUGCAUCCAGAUGAAGUGAUUGUGAAGAACCAGCUGGACAUGUUUUUGUCUUACGUGUGCCCCUUGGAGACCUGACUGUCCUCAAGUACACUAGAGGAAUCACCUUCAGUGACCUUUCCAGCUGCCCUGCAGUAUGGGAAAUUUGUGAUCAAAUAAACUCCGCUUCGAAACAGAUGCUAUUAACUUGUUUGCCAUUUCAAAGAACAGCUGUACUUUGCAUAAGGACUUGUAAAGAACUCAGGCAUUGCUGACCACAUUUGAAUCUACCUGUAGGAUUUUCCCAUCUUGACUUAGCCAUCAUAGAGUUCUUAUUUACAGCAUCUACACACAGUAUUGCCCUUGUAACCAAAGAUGCCAAUGAGUGGAUGAGAACUAGCUUCUCCUGGGGAGAUGACUGUGCUGAUACCCAUGAGAAGUGUUUGGAUGUAAACAGAAGGGAUUUGGUUGGCAGUGCUGUGUUUGCCGCCUGUCUGGUGAAGGAAAUUGAACCCAUCUAUGUGAACAGCACAAAAUUCUCUCCUUGGGAAUAGAGAGGGAUUUCUGUCAGAGGUUCCUGUGGCUGAAGACUGCCGUAUCUCAGGAGUUUCUAUUGACUUACCUAUUUUUUUCUCAAUUGCUUGUAAAGGCCAAUGUGUGUGGUCAGAAUUUUAUAAUGAGGAUAUUAACAAUUUCCCUCUUUUAUUGAGGAAAGGAGCAAAGUGGAAGAGCAUUAAAUCUCUGCUUUGAAUUGGUACUGGCACUGGAUAAUUAUUUCUUACUUGGUUCACUGAAGUUUUACAUGAUGAAUUCUUAUUCUAGAGUAACGGCUUUUGGAAACAAAUAUGUAAACAGAAGUUUAUUUUUAUGUUCUGAAGCUUGCAGGAUUUAAGAACUGACUUUUAUGUAAAGAAUACCACUGGCCCUCAUAAAAUAGUUUCUCCCCUCAGCAAUUCCAAACCUUCUGUUUUCUUUUGGCUGUCAUGAAGUAUAUGCCGAAAUUAGACGUUAAACCAGAUCAAAAGUUAAUAAAAUUAGAUAUUAAAAUCCAUGACAGCUUUUCUUGGCUUGGACAUAAAGUAUCAUACACAGUGCCUCAUGCUUGGAAGUAAGAAGCAACCAUUUAGCUAUCUGCUAUUCCUUCUGGCUCUUUGGACCCAUGGCCUUGUGCACAGUAGGCAGUUGUGUCUACCAACUGAGUUACAUUCCUGACCCAUUUCCAGACACCCAAAAAUAACAGGAUUGGCCACUUUAUUGGACUUUGUCUUAUUAAUAUCAAAUGAUUUUAAAUUAAAUUUAGGAUCAUUUAAUGAGUAGCUUUUGCAUUAUGAGAGGUUACAGUUUGCUUUUGCUUUCCUUGAACAGACACAUAUGAACACUCGAAUAGCUUGGGAGACAGAAAAAUGCCCACUCUUAAAGUAAGAAAAAUACUCACCUUCCAGGAUUUGGAAGAUUUGGGCUUUUAAUGCAGAGGACUUAAGUCAUUCCUUUCCUGCUCUUGGGAACCAUUACAUUUGUGAAAUAAUUUGUGGGGAAAAGUUUUAUAAUUGUUUCUGGAGUCUGAACAGGACCAGUGAAGUUAAAUAUAUUAUUAUUUCUUAGUUUUUGCCAUACUGAAGCUUGAACCUGCUAGAACCUUGUACAUGCUAGAUAAGCAAUCUACCACUGAGCUAAACUCCUAGUAGUUCUUCUCCUUCUCCUCUUCUUUCUCCUCUUUCUCAUCCUCCUUCUUCUUUUUCAAAUUUUUUAUUUUAAGAGAAGUUCUCCAUAAAAUCACAGGCUGGUCUUGAACUUGCUUUGUAGCCUACAUGGGCUUAAAUUUUUCAUCUUCGUGUAUUAGCCUUCCCAGUAACUGGACCUAUAGACUGUGCCAUCAGCCUGGUUAAAAUAGCUAGUUUUAAGCCAGGAGUGGCGACACACUUGGGAAACAGAGGCAAGUGGGUCUCUGAGUUUGAGCCUAGCCUGGUCUACAGAGUGAAUUCUAGGACAACUAGGGAUACAUAGAGAAACUCUGUAUCAGAAAACAACAACAACAACAACAACAACUCAUCUUAAAUGGUCCUUUAAUGAAUUAGGGACCAUACCUCCAAGGAUUAUGUAAUAAACCUUUGUGAUAAAUGCCCAGGGAUUCUUAUAAUAGUUGUAGGGUCCCACACUUUGAGAAACAGUGACAAAGAAAAGAUUGAUCUAGAGAAGAAAUAUUGCUUAUCUAUUAUUUCAAGGCUUCAUCAAGUGUUUAAUUCUGGUCAUGAUUCAAUAAUUUGGGUGAUAUUAGCUUCACUUUUCACAGAAGAAUUAAAGUUUGAAUUGGAGUCAGGGACAUGGAGUCCACGUCCUGCUUAGUGUAGCUUGCUUGACUUCCAUAAGGAGAUGUUAUGGUUUGAGAACUUGUGAACACUUCCUUAAGGAUGAUUUUGGGAGGAGGCUGAGAUGUUAUUUUCCCAGUGAAAUUUUCAGGACUGCCUGCUAUUGGUUUACAGCAAUUUAUUACCAUGGCUGAUUCCUUAUGACCUUGUGUAGUUUUUGCUUUUAAGUUUGGUGGCACAAGAUCCUAACACUUUGAUGGCAGUUUCUUGAACCUUUCAGUCACCUUCAUCCCGCUUUUGCCUUUUAUGCUCUGGUGUGUAAAUUUUUAUAGACAUUAAAAUGUUACCCAAAUGUUUCCAAGAGAAGUCAAUAAAGGUUGAGUGAAAAUCCAGAAUCUUCCAAAAUCUAACGCUUUCAAAUACAUCACAAGUGGGAAGGCUUUACCUGAGAUUAUGUGAUGGGUCCCACUCAAAAGACAGAUGCGGGGCUGGAGAGAGUGCUCAGGUUCAGAGUGCUUGCUGCUGUUCAGAGGGCUGAGUCUGAGUCCCAGCACCCAUGCCAAGGGGCUUACAAACCACCAGUGACUGAUGCUCCACAUGCAUUCAGGGUACCUGAAUCCAUGUAGCAUUCACUCACAGUGACACACACACACAUAUGCACACACACUUUUAAUUCCAGCUCUUGGAAGGCAGAAACAGGCAGAUCUCUGUGGACUCAAGCCCAGCCUGGUCUAUAAAGUUCUUCAUAAACUAGAGCUAUAUGGUGAGACACUGUCUCAAAACAAAAUAAAACAAAAACAAAAGCAAGCAAGCAAGCAAACGAACAAACCAAAAUCAAAACCCUCAAACCAAAUAUAUACAAGAAGAAUAAAAAGAAGACUAAAAUAAUCUUUAGAAACCAGACAUACUAAACAUUAUAUAACAUUUCCUUCAACCUAUAGAGGUAAAGUAUAUAUGAGGCAUACAUUUCUACUUGGGUUUCUGAGACAUUAAUGAGUUAUAUACAUAUGUGUAUGUAAAUACACACACACACACACACACACAC
Molecule: messenger RNA, 5335 nt
Organism: Psammomys obesus (fat sand rat)
Lineage: Eukaryota; Metazoa; Chordata; Mammalia; Rodentia; Muridae
Gene: Nxpe3
Product: neurexophilin and PC-esterase domain family member 3
Exons: 9
Coding region: 290-2083 (597 amino acids)
Source: RefSeq, a predicted model, not a curated record